AUGAGCGUGGUUAGGAUUCAGGGCAGCUGCGUAGCCAUCCGUACUCUCUCUCCUUCAACAUCCAUCAACCGAUCAUGUGCUCACGGUUCUGCUUCUUCAGAUGAUGCAACUUGUGGGACACCUACUUGGAUUGGUAAGGGUCUCACUUGUGUUUGCUUCAAGCGAAAGGGAGCAUAUGAACGGAUUUGCAUUAACUUGACCCCUCAACAGGAAGAAAGAGUGAAAAGGUUGAAGCAUAGAAUGAAGGUUUAUUUUGAUGCUUCCAGGCCAGAUCACCAGGAUGCUUUGAGAGCUCUAUGGUCCGCCACAUAUCCUGAUAGGGAACUAAAUGGCUUAAUAUCUGAUCAAUGGAAAGAAAUGGGAUGGCAGGGAAGAGAUCCAUCUACUGAUUUCAGAGGAGCUGGAUUCAUUUCUUUGGAAAACCUAUUGUUCUUUGCAAAAACGUUUUCAACAUCAUUUCAACAUUUGCUCAAAAAACAAGGAGGAAAACGAUCUGCUUGGGAGUAUCCAUUUGCUGUUGCUGGUGUAAAUAUCACAUUUAUGAUUAUGCAGAUGCUUGACCUUGAUGCCAUGAAACCUAGAACAUUUGUCAGAUCAGUUUUCUUACAGAUGCUGUCAGAAAAUGAAUGGGCAUUUGACCUGCUCUAUUGUGUGGCUUUUGCGGUCAUGGACAACCAAUGGCUAGAGAGAAAUGCUACAUACAUGGAAUUCAAUGAUGUCUUGAAGUCUACUCGAGCUCAGGUGGAAAGAGAACUUCUAAUGGAUGAUGUCUUACGGAUUGAAGACAUGCCUUCUUAUAGCCUUCUCAUUUAG
Dovyalis caffra is the source of this 813-nucleotide messenger RNA. The record is from the annotation of a GenBank genome assembly. NCBI's taxonomy places the organism in Eukaryota, Viridiplantae, Streptophyta, Magnoliopsida, Malpighiales, Salicaceae.